This is a messenger RNA of Acyrthosiphon pisum (pea aphid), 900 nucleotides long. RefSeq names its product SCAN domain-containing protein 3-like. The transcript has a single exon. Bases 1 to 900 code for a protein of 299 amino acids. Lineage: Eukaryota; Metazoa; Arthropoda; Insecta; Hemiptera; Aphididae. The record is from RefSeq and is a predicted model, not a curated record.
AUGGAUAAAUUUAUAAUUCGUUCAACUGAUAGCACUUUAGUGAGUGAACCACCAAAGAAAAAAACUAAAUUAAAUAUCAGACGUCAAUAUCAUGAAGAUUAUUUAAACAUAGGAUUUUCUUGGUCCGGUAACGUAGAUGAUCCUCGUCCAUGGUGUCUAGUAUGCGAAAUCGUGGACAAUUAUCUGAAAUUUGCUAAUUUACCAUGGGAAAAAUGUAUUGGAGUAUGUACCAAUGGCGCUCCCGCAAUGACUGGCUCAGUAAAAGGCUUUACUUCUUUUGCCAAGAAAAAAAAUGAAAAUAUAAUUUUCACCCACUGUUUUCUACAUAGAGAAGCCCUUAUGAAAAAAACAUUAGUAGGUGAUUUAAGAGAAGUUUUGGAUCAAGUUGUGAAAGUGAUAAAUUUUAUUAAAAGUAGUUCACUUAAGUCAAGGUUGUUUGAAAAAAUUUGUGACGGUAUGGAUUCAGAUAACUCAAAAUUACUUUUUCACAGUGCAAUAAGAUGGUUAUCAAGAGGCCGAGUAUUAUCACGUUUUUAUGAUUUGAGUGAAGAAAUAAUUGUAUUUUUAACAAUUGAAGAAUCGAAGUACGAGUUUCUUGGAGAUCAAAAGUGGUGGACAAAAGUAUCUUUUUUAACUGAUAUUUUUGAACAUUUGAAUAAAUUAAAUACAAGCAUGCAAGGUCAUAACGAAAAUAUCCUAACAUCAACUGACAAAAUGAUGGCUUUUAAUGAAAAAUUAACUCUGUGGAAAACAAAAGUUGACCAAAAAAAAUUGACAAUGUUCCCACGAACUGCAGAGCGAGAUGUUGGCUGGCCUCGUAUCGUUAAUAAGCGAAUCUAUCAUGUUACUGAAAGACAAAAUGAUGAAAUACUUUCCCAGCAUAAAUGUCGAAGACUAUGA